Molecule: messenger RNA, 1807 nt
Organism: Dromaius novaehollandiae (emu)
Lineage: Eukaryota; Metazoa; Chordata; Aves; Casuariiformes; Dromaiidae
Product: mitochondrial fission 1 protein-like
Exons: 6
Coding region: 152-604 (150 amino acids)
Biological process (GO): peroxisome fission; mitochondrial fission; mitochondrial fragmentation involved in apoptotic process
Cellular component (GO): mitochondrial outer membrane; peroxisomal membrane
Molecular function (GO): protein binding
Source: RefSeq, a predicted model, not a curated record
GGGGUUGUCGGAGGAAGGCGUGGCCGGAAGUGAGCGUGGCUGACGUCACCCGCGCGGCACCGCCCCGGAAGUGGAAGGCGAGGGCCGCGAUGCGCCAGGGCGGCGCCGGGGCCGAAAUCGCGGGGGCGGGGCGCGGGCGCUUCCGGGUGCGAUGGAGUCGGAGCUGGACGACGUGGUGGCCGUGGAGGACCUGAUGGCGCUGGAGCGGCGGUACGCGGCGGCGCGCCGGGGGGGGGGGCCGGUGCCCCCCCAGGUGCAGUUCGAGUACGCCUGGGCCCUGGUGCGGAGCCGCUACGGGGGGGACGUGGCCCGGGGGGCCGCCCUGCUCGAAGAGCUCAUGCCCACGGGCACCAAGGAGGAGCAGCGUGACUACGUCUACUACCUGGCCGUGGCCAACUACCGCCUCAAGGAGUACGAGCGGGCGCUGCAGUACGUGGAGGGGCUGCUGCAGGCUGAACCCCACAACGCCCAGGGGCUGCGGCUGCGGCGCCGCAUCCGCGACAGCAUGCGCAAAGACGGGCUCCUGGGCAUGGCCCUGGUUGGUGGCCUGGCCCUCGGUGUCGCCGGCCUCCUCGGCCUCGCCAUCGCCAAGGCCAAGUCCUGACCCCCCCCCGGCGUGUCACCUCCCGUUGUCACCCCCGUGUCACCCCCGUGUCACCUCCCCCCAUGUCACCCCAUGUCGCUCCAUUGCCCUGUGUCACCUCUGUGUCACCCCCUACGUCACCUCCCCCCGUGUCACCCCAUGUCGUCCCCGUGUGUCACCUCCCCCCUGUGUCACCUCCCUGUGUGUCACCCCCCGUGUCACCCCGUCACCCCCCCGGUGUCACUCUGACGCCUUGUGACACUCCAUGUCACCCUGUGUCCCCUCACCCCCGUGUCACCCCUCUGUGUCACCGUCCCGGUGUCACCCCGUGUGUCACCCCCCUGUGUCAGCCCAUGUCACCCUGUGACACUGUGUCACCUCAUCACUCCGUGACACCCUGUGUCCCCUGAUCCCUGUGUCCCCCGUGUCACCCCCCCUUGUCACCCUGUGACGCUCUGUGUCACCCCAUCACUCCGUGUCACCCCGUGUCCCCUCAUCUCACCCAUGUGUCACCCCUGUGUGCCCCCCCCGUGUCACCAUGUCCCUGAGGUGCCACCGCCCAUGACCGGCACGGCCCACCAUGUCCCCCCGUGUCUCCUCCGUCCCGUGUCACCUCCAUGUCCCCCAUGUCCCCUCCGUCCCGUGUCCCCCCGUGUCACCUCCGCGUCCCCCCAUGUCCCCGUGUCCCCACGUCCUUCCCCGUCCCCGUGUCCCCUCCAUGUCCCCUUACGGCGAUGACCCGGUGACACGACGGCGACGCCACGGUGACACCACGAUGACACGGCGGCGAUGCCACGGUGACACGGCGGUGACAUGAUGGUGACGCCACGGUGACAUGACGGCGACAUGAUGGUGAAGCCACGAUGACACAACAGUGACGCCGUGAUGACAUGAUGGUGACGCCACGGUGACGCCACGUUGACACGACGGCGACAUGAUGGUGACGCCACAGUGACAUGAUGGUGACACCAUGGUGACAUGAUGGUGACACCGGGGCCGAGAGGGCGACACCAAAGCAGGACGCGGCGGCGCCUCGGUGGUGACGUCGCGGUGACACCGGUGACAUCACGGCGACGCCACGGUGACGUCACAGCCACAGCCGGGGACGCCGGGGGGGUGACGCCCCCGUGUCCCCCCCCCCCCCCCCGUGUGCCUUGGGGACACGCGUGUCCCCCCCCCCCGCGUCCCCCCCCCUCCGGCGUGUAAAUAAAACCGGUUGCGUUC